This is a messenger RNA of Sclerotinia trifoliorum, 2287 nucleotides long. Lineage: Eukaryota; Fungi; Ascomycota; Leotiomycetes; Helotiales; Sclerotiniaceae. The record is from the annotation of a GenBank genome assembly.
CCAAAACGCGCAACCCUGAUUUCUUAUUUCUCUCUCUCCACACCCAUCUGCCCACAGACCAGCAUAACGAUAUCACCCGCCACAAUCAUUAUCAACCCAAAGUUAAACAUCGAUAUCGACAAAUCAUUCAGUUGACGUCUCUCUUCAUAUAUCCUUAGCUUCGACAAUUUAUCACGACAUAUAUCUUUACAUCACAUCAAUCCUUCAUCCUGCCUAGCAAUUGCUGCUUCUCGCGAACUCAUUCCGUAAUCAUUCAAUCUACGAGUUAUUGUCGCGACAUUGGCAUUCUCGCAUCCGGGUAAUUUGACAAUAUCGAGUCCCGCUCGACGCGACGGAAACCCGCGUCUUAUUAUACCUCUGAUGGCAAACAACGACAAUAAUGCCACCCCUAUCGGUGCGCAUGAACCGGCAUUAGUAGAAACAACACUGCUUCAAAAUUUAUUAUCGCAAGAAACGAAAGCAGGAAGUGCUGAGGAUGUCGUCGCAACACAAUCCGCGAAAGCAACUGCGCCCACCCCCGACAAUUCUCAGUUGACGACAGAUGGUCACGGGCUUGUGUUCACACCUCCUGCUGUUGAAGAAUUUUCGUCACAAACUACCACUCAAGAUGGAGGUCCAUUAUCGCAACUUUCACAACUCUCACAAUUGGCUGCCGCACAACUACCACUCGAAAGCAGUACUACUAUAACACCUACAAAAGUCAACGUCACCCUGAAUGCCAGUCAGAAGAGAACAGCAGACGGUCAUGUAAAACCAAAAACUUCAAAUUCAAGCUCAAAUUCGCCUAGUCCCAAAGCUCUACCACCUGUUCGAAGCCAUACUCGAAAUACAAGUACUGUCAGCAAUGUAUCUUCAGUCGCAAGCAGAUUGGGAGAGGUCAGUAUAAUUUCUAGAGCAAUAAGCACUUGACUGAAUCCAAACAGCUAUCUUCCGAAUUACGAACCCGCCUUUCUUAUGCAAUGGUCAAAGUCAACAAUGGAUGGGAAUCAAAAUCAAUUAACGAAGUUGAAACUAUUGCAUCACAGGCCGGAUCUCCAACAUCAUCGAACUCAACCUUCAACACUCGCAGAAAUUUUCUCACCUCUCCUAGAGCAGCUAUAGCAAAUAUUCAAGGCCAGGGAUCAACGGACGUCUUUGGACCACGACCUACAGCUGAUUUUGACCUGUACGCGCGAACAGAACCACCUUCUCGAACCUAUGAAUCAUUCUGGCGUGAUCAUUCUACUGCCAAUGGAGCUCAUUCCUAUAGACACAACUUAUAUAGCUCUUCAUAUCCACAAUCUAAAUCUCUCGCUCCUCCAGCUGAUAUACGGCCGACUGCUUCAUCCAGGCGAUCGGAUUCAAAAUUCUCAAAACCACCGUCCAUGCCAGGACAACCAAGCGCCAACUCUCACCACUCUUUCAACAUCAAUUCUGCUCCACGAACACCCAAUGCAACUGCUUAUAACCGACCCGAGCAUGCCAUGACUUCUGUAAAUAAAACGAUACAAGAACAAGAUGCAAUCGCAACAUUAUUAUCCAUGGGUUCACCGGGCAACUCGCAAUCUAUGGGGCCUACCUUAACUCCUCCACAUGGAAGUCAAACAAGUCCUCGGAAUAGCCCUCUUCGGGCAGAAUUCAGUCUUCAAAGAGCUCAGAAUGGGAAGGGUAAAGUGGGACCUCAAUCUCAACGUAGAGUGGAAUUUGCAGAAAGCGUUAGUAGUGGUGGAAGCGAAAAUGGAUAUCCAGCAGCAAGCCAUAGGAAAUCUGCCAUGAGAAAUAACCAAAAUGGUAGAAGGAUAACGGACAAAAUGCUGGAUGAAAUGGUUGAUGAGAGUAGUGAUGAAGAAGUUGAAUUACCCGUACCGCAGGGAAGACGUAUACCAGAACGUGUUUGAGAUCGUGUAACGCAGAUGGAUUCUCUUUUACUUUCUGCAUUGUGUUGUUAUUCAUGAUCUCAACUGAUGAAGUAUAUUCAAUGAGGUAUUCUUUAAGGAGUAAAUAUUUGCAUUUUUUCGGAGUAGUCGGCUUUCAAAUCAUCAUUCGGGCAUCGAUACCCUUUUAUCAUUGUAUUCGUCUUUGGCACUUUUAAAAUGCAUUUUCGGAUUAUGAGUAGGUUAUCUGAUGGGCUUGUAUAUAUCGUACUGUUUCUUUAGCUUGGUCUUUAGGUGGUUUGUGGGGAUGGAGUGUUUUGAGUAGGUGUAUUAUAUAAGUGUUAAAACAGAGAAGAGAAGGGAAUUAUUAUUUUUAUUAUUUAUUAUAUAUAUAGGAAAUAUAUAUAUGAAAUAUAUUCUUGAUAUAAAUAUAA